Symbiodinium sp. CCMP2456 is the source of this 3699-nucleotide messenger RNA. The record is from the annotation of a GenBank genome assembly. Lineage: Eukaryota; Dinophyceae; Suessiales; Symbiodiniaceae.
AUGGCAGUUCACGAUAUUCUACGGCCAACCCUGGUUCAAGCGGGAGCUUUCGCUCCGAUAGUAAAAGGACGAGACGUUAUCAUGCGCGCAGAGACGGGCUCAGGAAAGACUCUUGCCUAUCUGCUGCCUUUGGUGAACCGUAUCUACCAUCUUCAUGACAGAGCCCGGCAGGCGGCUCAGGAUCCUGAUGCCCCGAACCCUUUGCAGAGAAGCCGUCCUUGGGUCGUGCUGACCCCGACGAGCGAUCUUGCAGCUCAGGUGCUGGCCAUGCUCGAGGCCAUAGACUGCAAUCGAUUGGUAAACGCCCAGUCGCUAACACAGCUGUUCCGCUGGGAGGCGGUUAGACCAACAGGGUCACUGCUGCUGAGGGAGCAGGACAGCUUCGCUAGCAGUUUCCAAGAGCCUCGCCCGAAGGAGCGGACAACCCUGGUUGCCACGCCUGGGCAGAAGCCACUGGAAGAGUCACGAGGUCCGGAAUCCACGGCCUACGUCUCUUCAUCGCCGCGCAUCCGUUGGGGCUCAACGGACAUCGUGGUUACAACACCGCUCAAGUUCUGUGAGGAGCUGGCGCAUUUCAAGGAGGACGGUCUCUACCCAGCCUGUGUUGUGAUGGACGAGGCCGAUGCCCUCUUCCAAGGUUUCACGCGUGUGUAUCUUUUUGAGAUCUUUGGGGCCCUCAGACCUCGCCCGAAGAUUCGACAAGCAGACGAGGAGAGGCAGCGGCUUCCAGACAUGAUUCCGACGCAGUUUGUCUUUUCAGCGGCCACGAUGGUGCAUGUCGGCCCGUUUAGUGAAGGAAACAUGUUGAUCGAGCGCUUCUGUACAGCAGAUGUGGUGGAGACUCCGCAGUUCCACAAACUGCCUGCGGGCAUCAGCAUGGACAAUGUGCACUGGCUACCUGGCAGUGAUGAUUGGCAUCAGCGGGUCGAGCAACUGAUUGACGUGCUGCGCGAAACCCCGCGGAAGCGGACGCUGAUUUUCGUCAAUAGCCUUCACAACUGCCAUGUGCUGUUGCACUUCUUUCGCGACAACGGAUGGCCGGUGGUGAGCUUCAUGAAGGGACCUCGUGGUCGAAUGGGGCCUCGUUUCCGGGACGCUCAGAAGUUCGUGGAUGGCGAGGCAAGCAUUAUGGUGGCCACGGAGUUUGGCGGUCGAGGCAUCGACUGGCACCAGGUGGAUCAUGUCAUCAAUUUCCAGAUGCCGACAGGUGCAGUCUGCUGGCUUCACCGUGUCGGCCGCACAGGUCGGAUGGGCCAAGGCGGCCUUGUCACAAACUUCAUCGGAAGCAAGGACCAGGUCUUGUCGAAGCUCAUUCGAGAUCAACUGCAGGCUGGUGAGGACUUGCACACCCUCUUUUCGAGAAAGAGGUCGUUGCGCAAACGGCUUCGCAACCGCCCAGAGGAUGAUGGUCCGGCCUCAGAUGAGGAAGGCGCCGACGGAGCUGUGAGCUUGGAUGGGGGCCUCGAGAUUCUCGGAAAGGCCGACCGCGUCCAGGGCGCUGAGGGUGAGUUACUGGGUUAUCUGACGUCUCCGGUGCUGGAAGAGAGCUCUUCACGUCUGCCACGCGCGAAAGCCCGAAAGGCAACAGCCGCUGCAGAAGCGUCUGCAGCAAGUCCGCAGGACGGGGUCACCUCGGGCGACGGCUUGUCAGACAUCCGAGAGCGGCUCCUGGCAAGCGAGUCCGAGUCUGACAACGAGGAGAGGGAGGACUCUGGUUCAGACGAAGAGGGAGAAAGAAGCCAUGGCAAGCCUGGGGGUCAAGAAGAUCGGGCCCCCUUCAGCUGGUCACAGCUUGCCAAGGAAGGGGAGGCUGCGUUCGGUCCGGUGCCUACCCGACAGCUGGAGCGGGCUGGGGGUGGCGACCGAAUACAGGCUGCUACAUUCGGAGGGCGCUACACGGACCAAGACCGCCUGCCGGGCUCUCGGCGGAUUGCUCGGAGGAAGGCACUGGGCGUGCGGACGAAGAACCGGCUGGAUGCAGGUCGGAACUAUGCGUCGCCGGAUGACGACCUGCUGGUUUUCAGUUUUCCCACGCCGUUCGCCAUGCUGCGACUCGCUUCGGCCGUGCGUCGGUCUGCAGGACGAGGCUUGGUGACUGCAACGAGGCCAAAACAGAUAAAGCGCUUCUAUGAGGAGGUGUCCAUCGAGGAAGUCGGUGGUCUCUUUCGCGUGCUUCUGGACGGCAAGGUAGUCAAGACGCCAAAAGGCACUACCCUGGACUUGCCUGGGGUCGGCGUUGCACACCGCGUGGCUCGAGAAUGGAGGGCACAAGGUGAGAACCUUGAACCCCUGGAGAUGCCCUUCACGACCCUAGGGUGCACAGCGCUGGACAUCACCCAGAAAGACCCAGAGGGUUGCAUUGACCGCAUGAUGCCUUUUCUAGAGAUGGACACCGUAUGCUUCCAAGUCGACGAGGAGUUCCUGGCAGAGCGACAGGAGCAGGAAUGGCGUCCACUGCGGGAAUGGUUCCAACAGGAGUACGCUGUGAAGCUUGGCGUGGCGACAGGACUUGGCUCGCCGGGUCACCCCGAGGAAACCAUGCUUCGGGUGGCUGAGCAGCUCUUGACUCGUGAUGCCUGGGAGUUAUGUGCUUUGGAAAUUGCGACGCAGACUGCCAAGUCGCUCAUCGUCGCCAGCGCGCUGCUGGAUCGCAGCACCUCCACUGAGGAAGCUAUGCGUUGGGCACAACUGGAAGAGAACUUCCAAAUAGAGCGUUGGGGACUGGUCGAAGGCGACCAUGACGUGACCGAAAGUGAGAUGCUGAAGUGGUUUGGGGCCUGCAGACAGUUUGGGAAGGUGCACGCAUGGGUCGUGUCCUUUGAAAUGCUCCGAUUCUCUUCUGCCAUGGCUCCAGAGAAGAACCUGAACUCACGUCCGUACGCUCUGCAUCGCCUGGACUUCCUGGCACGGGAGUAUGCCGGGAACGGCAAGACGAGGUGUUUUGUGCUGUCCUUGGCACCAUUUGUACUGCUGGGAGACAUGGCUUUAGUUGCUCCGUUGGCUCGGCUUCCGCCGUCGAGCACCUCCGCCGAGAUAGCACAUGUCCUGAUACGCGAUGGCAUCGUUGUCUUGGAUCAGUGGACCUCGCCGGAGACAGUGGCAGCAGCCUUGAAGGAGCUCGAGACGGGCCGCAUGUCCGAAGGGCGCAACGUGCGCUUCGGAGGCAGUACGCAGCUACUGAAGUGGCCAUUGGAUGCUGAGAAGGAGCCGGCGUUACGGAGCCUUGCCCAAGAUGCGGUGUUACAGGAAGCCAUUGAGCUGGCCCGAAGGGCGCAUGGCGAGGGCUCGCACCACUCCAUCGCCUGGGAGGUUCGGCUCUUGAUCCUGGCACCCGGCACCCCAGAAGGUGACAUGCACCGCGAUGUCGUGGACACUUCGAAGGUCCCGCUGGAACGACCGCUGCAAUGGGGCCUAAACACCAUAUGGGCCGUGGAUGACUUCACGAUGGACAACGGAGCCACGAGAUUCGUGCCCGGAAGCCAUUCUGGAAAGUAUCCUCAGGGUCACUGGUCGGGUGAACAUCCAGAGGCACAGGAGGCUGGUGCGGCCUCGAUGCCAGCGGGCUCGGUGGUUGUUUAUUAUGCCAGCACUUUACAUGGAAGUGGUGAGAAUCGAUCGCCAAAGCCGCGAACAGGACUGAACUUCAAUUAUGCCUUUGUUGACGAAGCCGGUGCCAGACCGUUUGACUGGGGCUUCUGA